Cooperia oncophora is the source of this 441-nucleotide messenger RNA. NCBI's taxonomy places the organism in Eukaryota, Metazoa, Nematoda, Chromadorea, Rhabditida, Trichostrongylidae. The record is from the annotation of a GenBank genome assembly.
UUGUGCCUUUUAGGUGACAUCAGACGCAUUCUUCACAUUCCACCAUGCAAAUUCCUACGAGAAAGACGGUUUCCUUGUUCUGAUUAUGCAAAAAUUUUUGAACCGGGCAAUUUCGGUGAUUUACUUCUGGAGCAUAUGCGUACAGGAGGAUUCCGCAUGAAGGAAUCUGGAUUCAAGCCUCUUCUGCAUCGAAUGAUCAUCCCCUUGAAUGUGAGCGAUGAAAGUAAACCCGGUGAUGAUUUACUGUCUUCCUGUGAAUUUGCUGGUGACUGCAGGGCAAUUCUCCAGGAUGACGGCAGUAUCCACUGCACAGACAUGAAAUUAAGUGAUAUAUCCUUAGAAUUCCCUCGCUACUGCUAUGACCUCAAUAUGCGCGACUAUCGAUACGUGUAUGGUUCCUGUCUUAUUCACGAAGAGAGCGAGAAAAAUGGAGUGAGUUAA